AUGCCCAGCGUGCUGGCCGUGUACAGCGCGGUAGCUUUGUGCGGUGCGCUGGUGCUGCUCGUGGCGGCGAUCGCGCAUGCGCUCAUGCACCUCAGCGGCUGGAUUGACGCGCACCCUGAAAAAGCACGCCGCCUCGGCGUGCGCUACGCGCUGGUGAACCUCGCGGCGCUCGCGACCUUUACUGUGCUGGGCUAUUUGCCAUGGGCGAGCGCACUACUCUCCCUUUCAUCGACCCUGUAUACCCUGUGGAGCCUUGCGUGGCGGCGGCAGCCGUCGCUCGUGCUGCUUGGCCUCGCGCUGUGCCUACCGCUCGGCGCGCACCUCUCGCUUACGUCGCACUACGCGACGGCGCAGGCGGCGUGGGCCGCGCAUACCUUUGGCUUCCAAGACGCGCCGCAGCUCCCCCGCGCGACGCCGCACGAGGUCGUGGCGCUCCUGGGCGGCGUUGUCUGGACGCUGCCCAUCUGGCACGGCCUGUGCGUCACGACCGAGAGUCUCGCGCUCCCUACGCAGUCCACAUAA
Molecule: messenger RNA, 522 nt
Organism: Malassezia japonica
Lineage: Eukaryota; Fungi; Basidiomycota; Malasseziomycetes; Malasseziales; Malasseziaceae
Exons: 3
Coding region: 1-522 (173 amino acids)
Biological process (GO): endoplasmic reticulum to Golgi vesicle-mediated transport
Cellular component (GO): membrane
Molecular function (GO): COPII receptor activity
Source: RefSeq, a predicted model, not a curated record